This is a messenger RNA of Protopterus annectens (West African lungfish), 1820 nucleotides long. Its product is annotated as class II histocompatibility antigen, B-L beta chain-like. The record is from RefSeq and is a predicted model, not a curated record. Gene Ontology annotation, cellular component: membrane; MHC class II protein complex. The coding region runs from base 126 to 893 and encodes 255 amino acids. Gene Ontology annotation, biological process: immune response; positive regulation of T cell activation; immunoglobulin production involved in immunoglobulin-mediated immune response. The transcript is spliced from 6 exons. Lineage: Eukaryota; Metazoa; Chordata; Ceratodontiformes; Protopteridae. Gene Ontology annotation, molecular function: MHC class II protein complex binding.
UACGUGCUAUAAUUGGUGAUACAAAAACAGGAAACCCUAAAAAGGACUGCAGCAACAAGUAUCACUUGCACACACACCAUUAUUUUUUUUUACUUUUUUUAUGUAUAAUUUUGCCUUCUUGAAGAAUGUUGCUGUGGAACUGCUUAUCAAUCUGUUGUUCCUUACUCCUGGGUUUCCACUUUGCUGCAGGGGGUUUUGUUUUGCAGAUGAUCUCAGAGUGCUCAUUCAGCAGCCUAGAAGACAUGCAGUACUUGUAUAUAUUCACCUUCAAUAAUCAUCCGUUCCUUUAUUUUGAUCCCAUUGAAGGGAUGUUCAGUUCCUUAACACCCUAUGGAUAUACUAUAGCAAGACAACUCAACAAUGAUGCUCAGAUGUUGGAUGAGUUGAAAGAAGAGAUAAAUGUGACCUGCAAGAAUGACAUGAGUGAAUACUGGAAGCAAACAGUGCAGAGAAAAGCACAACCUUCUGCAAAAAUAAACACCAUUGUUCCCAAAACUAGAGCUUUAAGUGCAUCACUAAUAUGCCAUGUUGGAGGAUUCUUCCCUCCAGAUAUCGCCGUCACAUGGAUAAAAAAUGGCGAGGUGGUCGACCAAUCUGUUCACACAACACCAGUAUUGCCGAAUGGUGACUGGACCUAUCAGAUCCGUACCUCAGUGGAGUUUACACCACGUAUAAGCGAUACCUAUACCUGCAUGAUUAACCACAUCAGCCUCGAGCAGCCUCUUUUAGUGCACUGGAAGCCAGGCAUAAUGUACUUUGAAAACUACUACACGGUCAUUGCUACAGCUGUGUUUGUUGUGGGAUUACUGACCUUCUUUGUGGGAAUCAUCUACUGUAAAACAGCCUCCUAUGGUUCCAGAUACAUUUCAAUUCCAGGAAACACUGAUGAAUGAAGAGCCCUGCCAAUGAUAUUUCUGUACCAUCUUGCCAUGAUGAAGGAGAAUGUUUUUCACAUGGAGUCACCAGAUUAUGAUGCUAUACCUGCAGUUUGUGUGCUCUACCUGCAUGGAGCCCCCAGAUUAUGAUGCUGUACCUGCAUGAAACCCCCAGAUUAUGAUGCUGUACCUGCAGUUUGUGUGCUGUACCUGCAUGGAGCCCCCAGAUUAUGAUGCUGUACCUGCAUGGAGCCCCCAGAUUAUGAUGCUGUACCUGCAUGGAGCCCCCAGAUUAUGAUGCUGUACCUGCAUGGAGCCCCCAGAUUAUGAUGCUGUACCUGCAGUUUGUGUGCUGUACCUGCAUGGAGCCCCCAGAUUAUGAUGCUGUACCUGCAUGAAACCCCCAGAUUAUGAUGCUAUACCUGCAGUUUGUGUGCUGUACCUUCAUGGAGCCCCCAGAUUAUGAUGCUGUACCUGCAUGAAACCCCCAGAUUAUGAUGCUGUACCUGCAGUUUGUGUGCUCUACCUGCAUGGAGCCCCCAGAUUAUGAUGCUGUACCUGCAGUUUGUGUGCUGUACCUGGAUGGAGCCCCCAGAUUAUGAUGCUGUACCUGCAUGAAACCCCCAGAUUAUGAUGCUGUACCUGCAGUUUGUGUGCUGUACCUGCACUCUUCAUGAAGGAUUGCCCUUUGUGUCGCAGAUAAAAAGUGAUUUGUAAAACUACUAUGUGCAAGGCCUCCAUCAUACUAUGAACUGGGAGACACUGUGACUGACUCCCCUCCAUGUCGCCGAGUUAAUAUCUGAUUAUCUUUGAGUAAAUUAGAUGAUGCUGACCUCCAAGUACAGCACUGAUGUAUAUUUCAACAUGUUCAUUUCUAACAUCUUGGAUAGCUCUAAUUCUUAUUGCAGUAUGUAUGGAAAUAGGAAUAAUAAAUGCAGGACUGUC